AUGACUUUCGCAAAUAAGAAAGAGACUUAUACGCCUUCUGUUCACAAAAUUGUCAAUUCCCUAUCAGGUAUAUCGGACGGGCUAAACGAUGAGAAACUCUCCAGAUGCCAUUCACUGAAGUAUAUAAGCGACCACGUCGACAGACCGCCCUCGGUAUUAGCAAAAGCAUCCUUAAUCUUUGGACUCUCCGUCAUCCUCCUUAACCCUUCUGAUUCGUCCAGUAGUCUUACAAACGCUCUUGGACUCAUACCAGCCUCAUACAAUACAUUACAGUUUCUCGGACACACCGAAAGCUCUUCGAACACUCCUGGAUUGAAGAAGAAAGAGAAUCUCGUCCGAAAAGAGAAAUUGAAGAAAUGGCUGGACUAUUGGGUGAUCUACAGUACGACUUGCAUCUUCGAGAAGCUGGUAGGAGAAGACUUAAUACUGAGUGUGAUUCCAUUGUGGUCGGCGUUGAAGGCUGGAUGGAUUGUGUGGUUCUUGGUCGGCUUGCUGGAUGAUGACUUGGAGAAUGAGGUGAGACCGGAACCUCUGCGACUAAGAUCAAGAUCAAUCAUAGCUACGAAAGACUCGCCAUUCGAUUCCUCUAGCACUUCUUCCGAUGAUACGUCAGUUUCUGGUGGAUCACCUUAUUCACCUUCCACGAGUGUACCAGCCGAUACACCGACCGAAACCGAAACUGGUUUCGAAGAAUCCAGUAUCUCCCCAGAUCCGGAGCCGGCAUCUUCAGAAUCUCCCACAGCCAUAUCACCCGGCCAGGCAAGGGAAUUAAGAGCGGAGUUGGCAGAGCUCGAUUCUCCUCCUUUAUCUAGAACGCCAGACUUGCCGAGACGGGCUGAUAGAGCAGUCACUCCUAUCACUGGUAUUUCCUCGAACCCAGAUAAUCCUGACACCUCAGAUGUUACUGAACACUCUCCUCAAUCAAAGCGGGGAGAGCAAUCAGAUUCGGAAGAUACUUCUUCCGGCUCGGAUGAGACGAGUGGUUCGGAUGAUUCGGACAAUUCGGAUGAUGUGGUCUUACCUGCUGGUACACCUUUGGACGAACUUGCUUUGGCUGGUAAGAAGACUCUGGAGCUUGACUCGUCUGAUGAAGAGUAUCAAGACGAUAGAAACAGAUAUCGCAAGAGCAGCCAGAAGAUGAUCGACAUACUGGAGAAGGAAGAAGGCAGAGUGGCACCCGGAUCAUCGCAAGAUGACAAACAUGAUAUGAAAUCCAGGGGUGAAGACCUCGAUCAAUGUGAAACCAAUAUCGAAGUGGCUAAAACGUCUCCUGCCAAUACGGUAGAUAUCGAAAAGACAAAUGAUGACUUGACAAAAGGCACCGAUUCCAACGAGACAAAGCUUGCGAUCACGGAAACUCCAUCCCCGGCUCGAAGUCAGGGUUCUGGCGCGAAGAAGUCCGACGAAAGACCCAACUUGGACGGAGAGGUAGUAAAGUUAAGUGUGGAAGAGCUACUUACCAUGAAUGGAGGCGAUCAACCUCAAUGUGAGCACACUGAUUUGAUCGAUGGAGGUGAGAAAGACAAGAAGGAAGCGAUGAGGGGUACACCACCACUUAUGGUUAGCCAAAAAGCGGGCAUAGAGAAAAGUGGCGCAGACGGGAAAGAGGAUUAG
Molecule: messenger RNA, 1614 nt
Organism: Kwoniella mangroviensis CBS 8507
Lineage: Eukaryota; Fungi; Basidiomycota; Tremellomycetes; Tremellales; Cryptococcaceae
Exons: 3
Coding region: 1-1614 (537 amino acids)
Source: RefSeq, a predicted model, not a curated record